Messenger RNA from Cantharellus anzutake, 972 nucleotides. RefSeq names its product DHHC palmitoyltransferase-domain-containing protein. Gene Ontology annotation, cellular component: Golgi apparatus; endoplasmic reticulum. Lineage: Eukaryota; Fungi; Basidiomycota; Agaricomycetes; Cantharellales; Hydnaceae. The record is from RefSeq and is a predicted model, not a curated record. The annotation marks the transcript as partial. Gene Ontology annotation, biological process: peptidyl-L-cysteine S-palmitoylation; protein targeting to membrane. The transcript has 8 exons. Gene Ontology annotation, molecular function: protein-cysteine S-palmitoyltransferase activity.
GUCCUGCUUGUCAUAUCACCACAACCAUCCAUCAUCAUCCUUUGCACCAAUUACUAUUAUAUAGUGCGGCGUUCCCUCUUCCUAUUGUGCUUGCAUCUAUUUGUCAGCUACUUCUUGAUCUUCAUGAUGAUGUCCUCACUCAUCGUUACCCUGGCGCGUGAUCCUGGGCCAAUAAGGCCCCUUGAAGCCAUUGAGGGCGAGGAUGCUGCUAGAUUCUCAUCUGACCAAAGAGAUGAAAUGAGUUUGACUGAGGCUCUUUUGCCUGAAAACGUCUCCAUUCCUGUAAAAGCAAAUGGCGAGCCCCGUUGGUGCAGAAAGUGCUGGGCUCCAAAACCAGAACGAACUCACCAUUGUUCCGAAUGCAAUCGAUGUGUGCUGAAGAUGGAUCAUCAUUGCCCAUGGCUGGCCAAUCGCUGUGUUGGCGCACGGACAUACCCUUCGUUCUUACAUUUUUUAUUUUCAACUACUCUGUACUCUACUUACCAAUUCUGGGUUGCCGCACCAGCUGUGUGGUACUAUCUUGACCGGCCAUUCAUACUGGAUGAAACCGAUUACACACCUUUUCACGCCCUAACCAUUGCACUUCUUGCUGCAAUAUUCACACUGACCGUUGGGCCUUUCUUCAUAUAUCAUGUUUAUCUAACGUGCACGAAUCAAACAACCAUCGAAACCCUUCAUCCUUACAUGUUGUUGUCAUACCUCGCCCCAUCGGUCCGAUUGCCGAGGAUAAUGGGACCGAUCCUCGACGACCCAUAUCGUUUCCCGUCGCCUCCACCGCGUCGUUGGGUGGAGCAUGGACUCAAUAGCAAACAGCGGAUGCUCGUUCGAGAGGCAGCAGGGAGGAUACGAAUAUACGAUCUCGGGUGGAGGGAGAAUAUUUGGCAAACACUUGGAGGUCCCGACCCAUCACAAGUCUCGUUUAGCAAAAUGCGCAUAUGGACUGAACGGAUGCUUUGGGGUGGUCGAGGGUAA